GAACGAACGAACGAAACAACAAAUGGAGAAGAGAGAAAUGAAAGAAAGAAAUUCUACGAGCAAGUACAACUUCCUUUCUGUUCAUCUUUCAUUCACUACUUCUAUGCUCUCUUAGAUCAUCAAUCUUUCUUCUAUUCCUUCGGAUACCAACCUAUCUACCUAUCUACCUAGUAUCUACGACAUCAACAUCGCAUUAUCGCGACCAAUAUUUUAAAUACUAUACGGAGUUAUCUCAACUAUCAGUCCUCUCCAAUCCAAUUCAACAGUAUAAGAAUAGAUCUUUCUCGAUUUAACAGUCCGAUUUUACCUCCGCCGAACACAAGUGACACACUUUUCGACUUACAGUUGUCAAGCACUGCGCUGCACCUCAGGGUUGUAACGAAUUGCGAAGCUUUACAUCGACUGGAGAAUUUGGUCGCAGCCAAUCGAUUACCAUCUUUCUUCAUCUUGGCCUCCAACACUCGUCUUUAUUUUCGGAAAUUUUAAUAAAUAAAUAAGUAUUCGACGUGGAGGGCAUUUGAGGGAAGGACGGAAUUGUACAGCAAGGCUUCGGUUACUCUGUGCUGCUGCUUUUCAUGAAUAAGGAAUUUGGACAACUGACAUCUUCACUUCUGCUUUUCAAUUUCAGGCUGGAUCGCGUUUUUCUUGCCUCGCCUCUUUCUUCCAAUAUCUCGGCAUAGGCUGUUGAUCAAUCUGUUGGGCUUCUUUACAUCAGAAAUCUAAAGAGACUGCAAGCACAGAGCUUUGUCUUUCAUCUCCAUUCUGUCUGCAGUUGCCAAAGAAGGCUCUCAGACUUUGACCUCAUUUGUUGGCAAUAUCCUCCAGGUUUUAGGAGUGUACGUAUUCAUUGAAUUCUAUCCCAUGUAUUUCGAACUCUAUUUCCAAUGCUACACACGCGUUGAACUCUACCAUCUAAUGGCCCUUCUGUUUUCACGCGCUGAUCCUGUUGCUAUCUUCUCAUAGAAUCCAGUUUCCUGUGGCAUAACAUCAACCCAAAACUGUUCAUAAGCAAUACAAGACAUCAUUUUUCAGCCAAGAUUCACCUUCUUAUUUAAAAGUUGAGGUACCUUGUGUGUACAUUCAGACGCCAUGGCUGACGACGAGUUCGACAUUGACAUCUAUGGAGAUACCAACACUGAACAAGAUGCAAUCUUCAAAAGAGAUGACGAAGGUGAUGUUAAGAUUGAUGGUGUUGAAGCUUCCAUCGCCCCAGUCACCGAGACUAAUGGUAAACACGAAGACCAAGAUGACGAUUACGUAGAUAUUAAGGUUAGUCAUGAGAAGGAUAAGCUCAUCGAAGGCCAUCAGAAAAUAAAGAGUACCGAUGAAUCCGGGCAAGAUCUUCUCAACAUACCCAAAAAGGCCCCUCAACAACAAGGUGUAAAAAGAAAGGAGGGCUCCGAUGAUCGUCCAAUCGAUCAAGGAGCGACUACGGCCUUGCUCAUAUCCGAGUUGCAUUGGUGGAAUACCGAUGAUGAUGUCCGGGGUUGGAUCAAUCAGGCCCAGGUGGAAGAUGAGCUGAAGGAAAUGACUUUUUCUGAACAUAAAGUUAACGGGAAAAGCAAGGGGUAUUUUACCAUACACCAAAGUCUGAAAAUGCUGAACCUCCACUGACUUUAAGCACAGACAAGCCUACGUGGAAUUUACGUCCCAACAAGCUGCAACUGCAGCGAAACGAAAGAUUGACGCUUUCGGCGAAGGUCAACAAUAUGUCAAGAAGCAGACAGUUACAUACCACAACCCAAAUGUCAAUCCAUUCCGUACUUUACCCAAGGACGCGCCUGCUCGUGCCGCUAAAGAAGGUCAAAAUAGCCGAUCGAGCUCGGGACCAGGAGGUUACAACAGUGAGCGGGGCAGUCACGGUACAGGUAACUUUGGUGGUAAUUUCCGUGGUCGUGGUGGUGGUUAUAGCUCCUCUCGUGGAGGCAUGAACAGCAACAUAAAUCAAGGCAAUUUCAACCGCAACUUUUCCGGAACAGGAGGAUCUAUGGGUGGUGGGUUUAAUUCUUCAAUGAGCGGAGGAUUUCAGGGAAAUCCCAUGGGAAAUCAAUUUGGCGGAUUUAACCGUGGAGGAAUGAUGGGUGGCAUGCGCGGUGGACCUGGAAGUAUGAGAGGAGGUCGAGGAGGAAUGGCAAAUGGUAUGAUGGGAGCGAUGCCUAUGGGAGGGAUGCCAAUGGGCGGCAUGGGAGGGAUGGGUAUGCCUAUGAGUAUGGGAAACAUGGCACAGAUGGGAGGGGGAAUGCAAGGUACGUACAGGAACUCUCUUGCUGAAUGAUCACAAGUACUACAUAAAGAUAUCACGUUCAUGACUGACUUUAACAAUUAGGUGGGAACGGUUUUCAACCUAUGCAACCACAUUUUAAUCCUGCGUUUUUCCAACAAAACCAAAAUGCUGGUGGCGAUUGGCAAAAUCCCCACGGCGCCAAAAGACCAAGACCAGAAUGAGGUAGAUUCAAAGUUGAGUAUAAAAUUUCAUGAUUACACCUCGAAAUACACAAAACUGGAGAAUGGAAAGGGCGUUGGCAUUGGGGUUAUGGCAUAUUUGACAUUUGGAAUAAUGAGCACUUUCAGUUCUUGACUGUAUUUCGAAAUAAAGCUUGUACCAUAGAAGUGCGAUUUACGCGAUGGAUGUAUUCUGAGCUGUCAGAUAAUUGCUCUCUUUUAACUAUUCAUUUCUUGUUCUUUCUCACUGUUUCUUCCAUCUCUUAAGCAAAGCUCUCCGGGAGUUAGCAGUGCUCUCCCUUCUCAAAGCGCAUUUGGUUGAGUAUUUAGUGUCUAGAGCAGUGCAUCGUGCUGUUUUAGUGAGACAGAAAUCAUCAGAUUGACUGAUGACAGGAUUUGCUAGAAAUACCACCGUCGUAGUUAGAUAGACCAAUAAUCGAAUA
Sclerotinia trifoliorum is the source of this 2885-nucleotide messenger RNA. The record is from the annotation of a GenBank genome assembly. NCBI's taxonomy places the organism in Eukaryota, Fungi, Ascomycota, Leotiomycetes, Helotiales, Sclerotiniaceae.